This is a messenger RNA of Mangifera indica (mango), 3005 nucleotides long. RefSeq names its product pentatricopeptide repeat-containing protein At3g26540. Gene Ontology annotation, biological process: RNA modification. Gene Ontology annotation, molecular function: RNA binding; protein binding. The record is from RefSeq and is a predicted model, not a curated record. The coding region runs from base 171 to 2249 and encodes 692 amino acids. NCBI's taxonomy places the organism in Eukaryota, Viridiplantae, Streptophyta, Magnoliopsida, Sapindales, Anacardiaceae. The transcript has a single exon.
UCCAUUGAAACGCAGCAAAAUCAAAAAAAUUAUAAACUCUCAUUUACAUCAUUUCCAUAAUUUAAAACCCAUUAAUUUACAAACAAAGACAAAAAAAUAAAAAAUAAAAAACAUGGAGAGCACAGAAAGACAGUAUCGACGACAACUUCAGCUUUGCAGCGGGUGUCUGCAUGGCGGGGAAUGCCGCCGCUAUACUGAAGCAUCUUCUUCACAAAUCUCCAACCCAAUCCACUCCCAACAAAACGCUAACCAACACUAUCCUAACCCUUUUAAGAGCCAACCAUCUUCGCAAAGCCGUUUCAAUUCUCUUCGCCUCCCCGGAGCCCGUCCCUUACUCUCUUUAUGCGCACCUCUUCCACCUUUGCUGUUCCCAACACGCCAUUGUCGAGGCCCGGAAAGUCGAAUCCCACUUGGUUACGAUGUCGCCCACGCCACCCACGUUUCUCUUGAACCGAGCUAUUGAAUGUUACGGCAAGUGCGGGUGUGUGAACGAUGCGCGAGAGUUGUUCGAUGAAAUGCCUCAGAGAGACGGUGGCUCUUGGAAUGCAAUACUUAGCGCGUAUACACAGAAUGGUUUUGCGGAUAAAGCGUUGGAAUUGUUUGUAAUUAUGAAUAAGACGGGGAUCUUAGCGAAUGAGAUUAGUCUUGCUAGCGUUUUGGGGUCCUGUGGUGGGGAAUUGGAGCUUGGUCUUGCGAGGCAGGUUCAUGGAAUGAUUUUGAAACGUGGGUUUUGUGGGAAUGUGAUUCUGGAAAGCUCGCUUGUCGAUGUGUAUGGGAAGUGUAUGGUUAUGAGUGACGCGAGGCGAAUAUUUGAUGGGAUUGAAACAAAGAAUGCUGUUUCUUGGAAUGUGAUUGUUAGAAGGUAUCUGGAGGCAGGGGAUGAGACUGAGGCUGUUUUUAUGUUUUUUAAAAUGUUUAGGGAAGAUGUUAGGCCCUUGAAUUUCACUUUUGCCAAUGCUAUAGUUGCUUGUUCGGUUUCAUCCAAGUUAAAGGAGGGGAUGCAGAUUCAUGCAGUUGUUAUUAAGAGUGAUUUUGAAGCGGAUGAGGUGGUUUUGGGUUCCCUUAUUGAUAUGUAUGUUAAGUGUGGGAAAUUAGAGGAUGCUCAUAGGAUAUUUUACCAUCCGGGAGAGAGAGAUUUGAUCUCUUGGACUUCUAUUAUGUCAGGAUAUGCAACAAGUGGGAGAAUUCAAGAGGCAAGGGAACUUUUUAAUGCGAUGCCGGAACGGAGUGUGAUCUCUUGGAAUGCAAUGUUGGCAGGGUAUACUCGUGCCCUUCAAUGGGAAGAGGCGUUGGAUUUUAUUUAUCUUAUGCUAAAAACAACUAAAGACAUUGACUAUGUCACCAUUGGGUUGCUUCUAAACGUUUGUGCUGGUCUUUUGGAUGUUGAGACAGGGAAACAGGUGCAUGGUUUUAUCUACCGACAUGGAUUCUCAACUAAUGUAUUUGUCAGCAAUGCUCUUCUUGACAUGUACUGCAAAUGUGGGAACAUGAGAAGUGCCCAAGUUUGGUUUUACCAAAUGAGUUUUCGGCGUGACAGGGUUUCUUGGAAUGCAUUGUUGACUAGCUAUGCUAGGCGUGGUCAGAGUGAACAUGCAAUGACAUUUUUCUCAGAAAUGCAAUGGGAGGCAAAACCCAGUAAAUUUACAUUUGGCACCCUUCUGGCAGCAUGUGCAAACAUCUUUUCCCUUGAUCAGGGCAAACAAAUUCAUGGUUUCAUGAUUCGAAAUGGUUAUGAUAUAGAUAUUGUGGUCAGAGGUGGUCUGGUUGACAUGUAUUCUAAAUGUCAUUGUCUAGAGUAUGCACUACGGGUUUUUAAAGAGGGAUCUGCAAAAGAUGUGAUCCUUUGGAACUCUAUAUUUUUUGGAUGUUGUCACAAUGGAAGGGGCAGAGACGUAAUUGAAUUGUUUAAUUUGAUGGAGAAGGAAGGAAUCAAGCCAGACCAUAUUACCUUUCAUGGAAUUCUGCUAGCUUGUAUAAAUGAAGGUCUUGUUAGGUUGGGUUCAGAGUAUUUUGAUUCAAUGAGCAAUAAAUACUUUAUCAUACCUCGAUUGGAGCACUAUGAGAGCAUGAUUGAACUCUAUGGAUGGCAUGGAUACAUGAAGGAACUUGAGAAUUUUCUGAAGAAGAUGCCAUUCGAUCCCACUGUUUCAAUGUUGGAGAAAGUCUAUGAUAUGUGCAGAAAACAUGGAUAUAUGAAGUUGGGAGAAUGGGCUGCAAAACGUCUUGAAUUGAAUCCUUCUUCAAUUUAAUCUAAGUACCAAUUUCCCCAAGUUGGAACUUCCUGCAGCAGGCAAGAGUAGGUGUGGGACACGAAGCUUCAUAGCAAAACCACCUUAUACAGGGUACUUCACAUUCCCCUGAUAUUGCACUUGCAAUGAAAAUCAACAGUAUGGAGGUAACAUUUUCUUCACCAACUACAACAGGAUGAAUUGUCAUUAUGUCAGUUUCUGGGAGGAUGUCCAAGCAUGUCUAAACAUUUUCAGGAUGCAUUCUCUUAAAACCUUGAGAGUGAAUGUCAACCAGUUUAUGAUUGUAUAGGAAGUAAUCAUAUUCAUACUGAAGCCAAGAGUUCUAUGCAAAAUGUUGUAUGAGGAUUCACUCUAUCUACUGGAGCUAUUGGAUAUACCAGAUGUGAAGUGAUUAGUGAGCUCGUCAAAUCGGCACAGUCAUGUAUGCAGGAUAAACUUGUACAUUUAUUAGAAAAUUUUGCAUGGGAACAUGUUUGAUGGAAGUGGUAGAAGAAUAAUCUGCUAAAGCAGAAGCGAGCGGAAUUUGCAGAAAAAGACCUUGGUUAUUUGAUCAUAUAGGUGCUUUUGAUAAGGGAAGGGAACAAUUAGCAUACAGAUGCAAAAAUGUAUAGUACUGAUUUUUUUUCUUGAGAAAAAUUUUUAAUACUCGGAUAAUGGAAGUGAGUUGUAUUCAUCAAUCUUGAUAAAUGUAACACAGAUUUUGUCAUUCACCACUACCCUUUUUUUAUUACAAGGAUAAACUUUAGUUGAUGAAAA